Alosa alosa (allis shad) is the source of this 4364-nucleotide messenger RNA. It is a transcript of the gene kat2b, whose product is annotated as K(lysine) acetyltransferase 2B. NCBI's taxonomy places the organism in Eukaryota, Metazoa, Chordata, Actinopteri, Clupeiformes, Clupeidae. The record is from RefSeq and is a predicted model, not a curated record. Gene Ontology annotation, biological process: positive regulation of transcription by RNA polymerase II; chromatin remodeling. Gene Ontology annotation, molecular function: protein binding; histone H3 acetyltransferase activity. Gene Ontology annotation, cellular component: nucleus; histone acetyltransferase complex.
CGUACGGGCCUAGUAGCCUAUUUGGCCACAAACCAGCAAAAACAUUAUGUUAAGGCCUUAUGGCCUAGCUUUUACUCAAUUAUGAAAUCGUAAUAACCAGGUCUCCACCCCCUCGCAACACACACACAUAGCUGUCUCACAAUCAGUAACGUUGGCUGAUAAUGCAACUCUCUGUUAAUGCAGUAGGCUAAUUGUGCAUGUCGGAAGCGUCCUGUCUAUCUGGCAGCGGUGGUAAUUGGGCCUGUCUUACUCCGUCUUUUCUGCAGGAUCCGGUUUGACCUUGAAAUUUUGUUAACGAAUGAGUGCAUUUUUGUGACCCUACCGAUUCAUAGAGGAAUAUUCAUUUGUGUCCCCUAGCGGAGGAGAGACGGACUUACAAUGUCAAAUGAAAGAAAAAAAGGGAUGAUCGCCAUGUCUGAAUCCCGCUGUUGAGAAGUGGAAAACGGGUGUGUGUGUCCGAGAGAGCGUCGAAGAUUCGGCUCGCGGGUCCUGUUCGGGCCGGCUCCCCGGGAUGUCGGAAAGCGCGGGGGUCCCGCAGGGUUCCCCUGCCGUCGGAGCCUCGGGUUCGGCCCCGGCAGCGCCUGGAGCCGGGGGAACGGAGUGUUCGGGCUCCGCAGUCGGAUCUGCACGUAUCGCCGUCAAGAAGGCGCAGCUCCGCGCCUCCCCGCGACCGAAGAAACUGGAGAAACUGGGAGUGUAUUCUUCUUGCAAGGCGGAGGGAGCGUGUAAAUGUAAUGGGUGGAAGAGCCAGAACCCUCCACCACCCCCUCCACCCACCCCUCCGCGGGCGGAGCAGCUGGUGGUGGUCAACCUGAUGGAGCCCUGUCGGAGCUGCAGCCACGCCCUCAGUGAUCACGUGACUCACCUGCAGCAUGUGUCAGAGGAGGAGGUGAACAGACUGCUGGGCAUCGCGUUGGACGUGGAGUACCUGUACAACUGUGUGCACAAGGAAGAGGACCCCGACACCAAGCAGGUCUACUUCUCCCUCUUCAAGCUCCUGAAGAAAUCUAUUUUGCAGAUGGGGAUGCCAACAGUAGAAGCUCUAGAAAGCCCCCCAUUUGAGAAGCCCAGCAUUGAACAGGGGGUGAAUAACUUUGUGCAGUACAAGUUCAGCCACCUGCCCUCGCGAGAGCGGCAGACUAUCGUGGAGCUGGCCAAGAUGUUCCUGAACCAGAUCAACUACUGGCAGCUGGAGACUCCCUCCCAGAGACGACAGCGGGCACCUACGGAUGAUGCGGCCAGCUACAAGGUCAACUACACCAGGUGGCUGUGCUACUGUAACGUCCCUCAGUUCUGUGACAGCCUGCCGCGCUACGAGGCGACUCAGGUGUUUGGCCAAACGCUGCUUCGGUCAGUCUUUACCGUCAUGAGGAAGCAGCUUUUGCAGCAGGCGCGACACGAGAAGGACAAACUGCCCCCAGAGAAACGCACACUCAUCCUCACACACUUCCCCAAAUUUCUGUCUAUGCUUGAAGAGGAGGUGUAUAGUAAUAGCUCUCCCAUCUGGAGUGAAGACUUCCUCAUGGGCUCCACUGGUGACCAAGUACCCAUUCAUACAGUCCUAAGUGCCACUUCGGUAGCCAGAUCAGCAUACUCCAGCAGCAGUCCAAGUCCAGUGGAGUCAGUGGGCAUGGGGGGAGGGAGCCCCGCCUGCAAACCUGCCUCAAUGCUCGAGAGGAGUCCAGGUGUUGAGAAGCGACGGUUAGCAGAGCCGCUGUCUCAGGAGGACUGUAAGCGUGCUCGAGUGAUUGGAGACAUCCCUAUGGAGCUCAUCAAUGAAGUCAUGUCUACCAUCACCGACCCCUCAGCCAUGCUGGGACCAGAGCCGUCUCUGUUGUCGGCCCACUCUGCCCGUGACGAGGCGGCUCGUCUGGAGGAGCGGCGAGGGGUCAUCGAGUUCCAUGUCAUCGGGAACUCCCUCAACCAGAAGCCCAACAAGAAGGUCCUCAUGUGGCUGGUGGGCCUGCAGAACGUCUUCUCCCACCAGCUGCCCCGCAUGCCCAAGGAGUACAUCACACGGCUCGUCUUCGACCCGAAGCACAAAACGUUGUCUUUGAUCAAAGAUGGCCGUGUGAUCGGUGGAAUCUGCUUCCGGAUGUUUCCGUCGCAGGGCUUCACUGAGAUCGUCUUCUGUGCCGUCACGUCCAACGAGCAGGUCAAGGGCUAUGGCACGCACCUGAUGAACCAUCUGAAGGAGUAUCACAUCAAACACAACAUCCUCAACUUCCUCACCUACGCAGAUGAGUACGCCAUCGGCUACUUCAAGAAGCAGGGCUUCUCUAAGGACAUCAAGGUGCCCAGGGCCAAGUACAUGGGCUACAUCAAAGACUACGAGGGCGCCACCCUCAUGGGCUGUGCCCUCAACCCUAACAUCCCCUAUACAGAGUUCUCUGUCAUUAUCAAGAAGCAGAAAGAGAUUAUUAAGAAGUUGAUUGAGCGGAAGCAGGCUCAGAUCCGUAAGGUGUAUCCAGGUCUGUCCUGCUUUAAGGAGGGAGUUAGGCAGAUUCCCAUUGAGAGUAUUCCCGGUAUCCGGGAGACUGGCUGGAAACCUUUGGCUAAAGGGAAGGAGCUCAAGGAUCCAGACCAGCUGUACAGCACCUUAAAGACCAUUCUACAGAACGUCAAGAGUCACCAGAGUGCCUGGCCAUUCAUGGAGCCAGUGAAGAAGAGUGAAGCCCCAGGGUACUACCAGGUCAUCCGCUUCCCCAUGGACCUGAAGACGAUGAGUGAGCGGCUGAAGAGCCGGUACUACACUACACGGAAGCUCUUCAUGGCCGACAUGCAGCGCAUCUUCACCAACUGUCGCGAGUACAACCCUCCCGAGAGCGAGUAUUACAAAUGCGCCAGCCUGCUCGAGAAGUUCUUCUACAGCAAGAUCAAAGAGGCGGGACUUAUUGACAAGUAGGGGGAGGGGCUUGUGGAGCCCACCCCCACACAGCUACCUUCCUUACUGUGUGACUUCACAGAGAGACUCUGGCUGUUCUUUUUUGUUUGUUUGUUUGUUUGUUUGUCUGUCUGUCUGUCUGUCUGUCUGUAUGUUUUGUACUUCUCCAGCACUCUAAACCUGUUUGCAGUCUGCAGCACCUGUUUUAGUUGCACAGGUAGAUCUCCAGGUCGCGUGGGUCCUGCCGGGUGUGUGUGUGUCCUAGCGUCCGAGGCUGUCUGGAGCACUCGUUAUCUUACGCCUCAGAGAAAGCUCUGGAAGGAUGACUGAUUAUCCAGUACCCAGUGGGCCUAAGCCUCAGAGAGAGUUGAACCCAUUCAGUUUCCAGGGCGUGCUUCAAAUAUGUGGUAUUUGAACAACUUACAGUAUGUUUCAGAGUAAGAGGUAUACCUCUUAAUAGAAGAGUCCUGUGGUGUUCUCUGUAAGGAACACGCCAACUUUUGGGGAAAUUAGCUUUACCCCAGAGUUGGAUCAGAGGAUACAUACCCUUCGCUUCUCUGUGUGUGCAAUAACCUGGUCUGACACUCUUAGCCUAGCUUAGCAUAAUUUACUGGAAGUGAGUUAUUCUAGUUUGCCUACAGCUAGCCUAGCUAAAAGGGAGCUAUAGGCUAACUGGAAUAGGCUAGGCUAACGGCCUGGGUUAUUGCACGCGCAGAGAAGAGAAGGGUAUGUAUCCGCGUAUGUGUUAACUCUGGGAUAGACGCCAAGUAAGCUCCAUAUGAGCAGAUGUACCAUUUCUUCUGAAUUACCGCUAACUUAUCCAUGCUAGUCGUAUAUACUUGGAAUACCCCCUGAUGGAUCAGUGUCCAGGAAGCACCACACAGUCACAUGACCAUUCUCUCUCUCUCUCUCCAGCGCUGAUCACUGGGAUGUGUGCUCAUCUGAGAUCUGCUAUUGGCCGUAGCAAGCCAGGCUUUAGUCUAAUGUGUGUGUGUGCGCGCGCGUUUUAGUGUACAUAUGUGCGUUUGCAUUUGUGAGUUUGUACAUAUGUGUGUGUGUGUGCGUGUGUGUGUGUGCGUGUGUGUGAGUGUGUAUGUGUGAGAGAGAGGGAGAGUGUGUUUUCAGAUGUUUAUAUGAUUUGCUUGGUUUCAUUUCAGACAGAGGUGCUCUUUCAGCCAAACUACCAGUAAUAAUAACUAAAGAUGGUCAUACACAUGGCCAUAUUACACUCAUACAUGUGUGUGUAUGUGUGUGAAUGUGUGUGUGUGUGUGUGUGUGUGUGCAUGUACGCUGUGAAAUGAAGUAGAUUGAUGCAUGAUAUAAUUCCAUUCAGUGUGGAUAGAUCUAGUGGACAGAGGUCCAGUAUGAAGUCUCAUAAGUGCACACAUGCGCACACACACACAGACGCACGCAUGCACGCACACGCGCCACACACACACACACACACACACACACACACACACACACACACAUGCACACA